Messenger RNA from Symbiodinium sp. CCMP2592, 342 nucleotides. NCBI's taxonomy places the organism in Eukaryota, Dinophyceae, Suessiales, Symbiodiniaceae. The record is from the annotation of a GenBank genome assembly.
AUGCUGCAUCCGGAGUCUCCCGUGCGGAUGAUGUGGCUAAUGCCCGCCUUUGUCUUCGUUCUCGGGGAGGCGUUCCUGGUGCCUUUCAUGCUCUCCUUCGAUGUGGAUACCCAGCCGAACAGCGUGGUCCUUGGCAUCGCGUUCCGCGUCAUUGACCUAUAUUUUCUGGCCGACAUCCUUGUCACCUUCCUCACAGGCUUCCGUCAUCGCCAUGGGGCCUUGGUCCUCCUGCCCUCCGCCGUGGCAAAGAAAUACAUGACAGGCUGGUUCGCGCUGGAUGCCGUUGCUGCAAUCCCAUGGUCGUGGAUUGGAGACAGCACGGCUGCGCAGGUGGACAUGUAG